UACCUGGGCGUAAUUUAAUCUAACGGCGGUACGGGGCGGGAGCUGCGCGAGCUGUUAUCAGGGCGAGGCGAGGCCGGGGCGGAGCGAAGCGAGGGUCGGCCCCGCCGCAAACCCGGGGCGGGACGUGCGGCGCCUCACGCCUCGGCCUCGGCCUGCGCCGCCGCUGAGUGAAGCACUUCCGAGGGAUGCUGAUGAGUCUCUUCCAAUUUACCGCUAGAAGGCUGGUUUCCCAGGCAUAUUGUGGACUUAAGGCUGCUUCUUCAAAGACAGAGAAGUUUCGCUUGGAAAUGGCUCGUCCUAGUUCAAAUAUGGCUGAUUUUCGAGAAGUGUUUGCCAAAGCGAAGCACAUAGCCAUUAUCACGGGAGCCGGUGUUAGUGCGGAGAGUGGAGUGCCUACCUUCAGAGGGGCUGGAGGUUUCUGGAGAAAGUGGCAAGCCCAGGAGCUGGCUACUCCAGAGGCUUUUGCACGAAACCCUUCUCGCGUAUGGGAAUUUUACCAUUACCGCCGGGAAGUGAUGUUGAGUAAACAUCCGAACCCUGCGCAUGUUGCAAUUGCAGAGUGCGAGAGGCGACUGAGCAAGCAAGGAAGGAGCGUUGUGGUCAUUACUCAGAAUAUUGAUGAACUCCACAGAAAGGCAGGCACAAAGCACCUCUUAGAAAUUCACGGUAGUUUAUUUAAAACUCGAUGCACUAACUGUGGAAACGUAGCUGCAAAUUACAAGAGUCCAAUAUGCCCCGCGUUGGCCGGGAAAGGGGCUCCAGAUCCUGAAACAGAAGACGCCACGAUUCCAGUUGAAGCCCUUCCUCAGUGCGAGGAGGACGGCUGCAACGGGCUCCUCCGUCCCCACGUCGUGUGGUUUGGGGAAACCCUGGAUCCUGACAUUCUCACGGAGGUUGAGAAGGAGCUUGAUAUUUGCGACCUCUGCUUGGUAGUCGGGACCUCCUCCGUGGUGUACCCCGCUGCUAUGUUUGCCCCUCAGGUAUCCGCCAGAGGAGUGCCAGUAGCAGAAUUUAACAUGGAAGCUACUCCUGCUACCAACAGAUUCAGGUUCCACUUCCCGGGCCCCUGCGGGACCACCCUGCCGCCGGCGCUGGCUCGCCACCAGACGGAGAUCAUCGCCUGAGCGCGGGGGGGGGGGACGCGGGGGGGUGCGGGGAGGCGGCGGGCCUGGCCCCUCCGCUGCUCCCCACGGCAAUAAAGGGGCGGGGGGGGACCCCGCCGGCAGCUC
Tyto alba (common barn owl) is the source of this 1229-nucleotide messenger RNA. It is a transcript of the gene SIRT5, whose product is annotated as sirtuin 5. The record is from RefSeq and is a predicted model, not a curated record. NCBI's taxonomy places the organism in Eukaryota, Metazoa, Chordata, Aves, Strigiformes, Tytonidae. Gene Ontology annotation, molecular function: protein-malonyllysine demalonylase activity; protein-succinyllysine desuccinylase activity; NAD+ binding. The transcript has 9 exons. Bases 186 to 1124 code for a protein of 312 amino acids.